CGCCACGCGGGCGGAGGGGCGGUGCAUGGGGCACGCGGAGCGCGACCGCCGGCUGCGCCCAGGAGCUGGAGGAGGGGGCGCAUGUGGGGUCUCCGCUCGCUGCUGGGGCUGCGGUGCGCGGCCGGGCGCGCCAUGUCUCAGGGGCCGACUCGCCGGCCGCGGCCGCCCAAGGACCCGCUGCGGCACCUGCGCACGCGGGAGAAGCGCGGCCCGUCGUGGGUGCCUGGGGGCCCGAACACCGUGUACCUGCAGGUGGUGGCGGCCGGCGGCCGGGAUGCAGGCGCUGCGCUCUACGUCUUCUCCGAGUUCAACCGGUAUCUCUUCAACUGCGGGGAAGGCAUCCAGCGACUCAUGCAGGAGCACAAGCUGAAGGUGUCUCGUUUGGACAACAUAUUCCUGACCCGAAUGCACUGGUCUAAUGUUGGAGGGCUGUGUGGAAUGAUUCUUACUUUAAAGGAAACCGGGGUUCCAAAGUGUGUGCUCUCUGGACCUCCACAACUGGAAAAGUACCUGGAAGCUAUCAAAAUAUUUUCUGGUCCACUGAAAGGAAUAGACCUGGCGGUGCGACCCCACUCCGCGCCGGAAUACCAGGACGAGACCAUGACCGUCUUCCAGGUCCCCGUCUACAGUGAACAGGUGAAUGGGAAGCAGCAGCCAGCACAGAGUGCAGAGAGGCCGAGUCCAGAGCCGUCUCCAGACCCGGGACCGGCAGAAGGGGAGCAGUACCUGGCGGAUGGUGUUGGCCAGAAAACGCACGGCAGGGACCCCUCCUUGGUCGUAGCUUUUGUCUGUAAGCUCCACAUGAAGAAGGGAAACUUCUUAGUACUCAAAGCGAAGGAGCUGGGCCUCCCAGUCGGAACAGCUGCCAUUGCGCCCAUCAUUGCUGCUGUCAAGGACGGGAAAAGCAUCACAUUCGAAGGAAGAGAGAUUUUGCCUGAAGAGAUCUGCACCGCCCCAGACCCCAGGGUCACUUUCGUUGUGGUAGAAUGUCCAGAGGAAGGAUUCAUUCAGCCCCUCUGUGAGAAUGCCACCUUCAGGAGUUUCCAAGGAAAAGCCGAAGCCCCCGUGGCCCUGGUGGUCCACAUGACCCCAGAGCACGUGCUCCUGGACAGCAGAUAUCAGCAGUGGAUGGAGAGGUUCGGGCCCGACACCCAGCACCUGGUCCUGAACGAGCACUGUGAGUCGGUCCACAACCUCCGCAGCCACAAGAUCCAGACGCAGCUCGGCCUCAUCCACCCCGGCAUCUUCCCCCCACUCGCCAGCCUCCGCCCCCAGGUAGUGGCUCAGCUUGGCCCGCUGCCCACCCCGCAGGCAGCUGCCCCCCGCGGACCGCGGCUCCUUCUCUUGCAGGAAGGAGGGCUUGCCUCCUGCGUGCCCCUGGUCCGCGGCCAGUGUCUCCUCAAGUACCAGCUCCGGCCCCGGCGCGAGUGGCAGAGGGAUGCCAUCAUGACCUGCGACCCUGAGGAAUUCAUUGCUGAGGCCCUGGAGCUGCCCAAUUUCCAGGAGAGCGUGCAGGAGUACAGGAAGACUGUGCAGGACGGCCCGGCCCCGGCGGAGAAGAGAAGCCGGUAUCCGGAAGUGGUCUUCCUCGGAACGGGGUCCGCGAUCCCCAUGAAGAUCCGGAACGUCAGCUCCACUCUCAUCAACAUCAGCUCCGACGUGUCCCUGCUGCUGGACUGCGGGGAGGGCACCUUCGGGCAGCUGUGCCGCCACUACGGGGACGAAGUAGACCAGCUCCUGGGCACCCUCGCCGCCGUGUUCGUGUCCCACCUGCAUGCGGACCACCACACGGGCUUGUUGAACAUCCUGCUGCAGAGGGAGCGGGCUCUGGUGUCGCUGGGGAAGCCGUGCCACCCGCUGCUCGUAGUGGCCCCCACGCAGCUGCGGGCCUGGCUCCAGCAGUACCACACCCAGUGCCAGCCGCUGCUGCACCACGUCAGUAUUAUUCCUGCCAAAUGCCUUCAGAAGGGAGCUGAGGUCUCCAACCCCAAAGUGGAAAGGUUGAUUAGUUUGCUGCUGGAAACCUGUGGCUUGGAGGAGUUUCAGACCUGCCUGGUCCGGCACUGCAAGCACGCCUUCGGCUGCGCGCUGGUCCACACGUCCGGCUGGAAGGUGGUCUAUUCGGGGGACACCAUGCCCUGUGAGGCUCUGGUCCAGAUGGGGAAGGACGCCACCCUCCUGAUCCACGAGGCCACCUUGGAAGAUGGCCUGGAAGAGGAAGCCAUGGAAAAGACACACAGCACCACAUCCCAGGCCAUCGGCGUGGGGAUGCGGAUGAACGCAGGGUUCAUCGUGUUGAACCACUUCAGCCAGCGCUAUGCCAAGAUCCCGCUCUUCAGCCCCGACUUCAACGAGAAAGUCGGCAUCGCCUUCGACCACAUGAAGGUCAGCUUGGGGGACCUCCCAACAGUGCCCAAGCUGAUGACGCCGCUGAAGGCCCUGUUCGCCGGGGACCUGGAGGAGAUGGCGGAGCGGCGGGAGCGGAGGGAGCUGCGGCAGGUGCGGGCGGCCCUGCUCGCUGGUGGGGACGCGGAGCCCCUGCGGAAACGGGCCCCUGACGAGCAGCCCCCGAGCCCGCAGAGCAAGAAGGUCAGGGCCCAGUAGCGACGCGGCGCUGCGGAGCCGCUGCGCGCUGGAGGAGAGGAGGCCGUCGUCGGCUCCGUGCACGCUGCGUCUUCGGUCUGUCACGUGCAGUCAGGGCGCGCCCCCCGCUGCGGCCCAGCCGUCCCCUCUACCCGGAGGCAGCCGGGCCUCAGAAGCGCGGGGCUGUGGACGCAAAGCCUCCAGGAAAAGCGUCUCCAAGGACGGAACACAGUGAAGGUCGCGUUUGGAACCCGAGUGCUUUGUCCCUGUGCCACCACUGGGGACCCAGGUGCCUGGAAACAGUUUGAUCGUGGCGAGGCCCUUUGGGACCUGCCCCCAGGGAGACACCACACCUCAGCAGCCUGGUUUUUUGGCAGAAGUCAAGUUGUGCAGACUCACAGCCGUGGUAGGCCGGGCCCGGCCGUGCAGGGGCUCCGGGGAAACGCAAGCCUUCCCAUUGUUCCGGCGAAAGAGGAGGCCGGUUCCUUGCUUGCCCCUGACGAGAACCACUCACCGCCCUACAGAGUGCUGAGAAAUACCGCAUGGGGUGGCUCCAGUGCCCUCCUUUUUGAGGAUGAACAACACUGAGGUUAGUGUUUGUUUGUUUGAAAAGUGAGAGAAUUUUUAAAAGAAAGAUGCCUCUAGCAUUUGCAUAUUCUUCCCUCCCGGGAGACUAGAGAAGGAGCUUGAAAGUUUCAGGUGCUGGGAGACGCAGACUAAGGACUUGCUGUGACCUCGGGGUCCCUCCCGAGGCAGCGCCUGGCAUCAACUCCCGUGGCCCCUUGAGCUUGUUAUUAAAACAAGAUAGGCCACACUCAGGGAUAAUAAAUCUAUUUUAAUACCAUUA
Orcinus orca (killer whale) is the source of this 3430-nucleotide messenger RNA. It is a transcript of the gene ELAC2, whose product is annotated as elaC ribonuclease Z 2. The record is from RefSeq and is a predicted model, not a curated record. Gene Ontology annotation, molecular function: 3'-tRNA processing endoribonuclease activity. Gene Ontology annotation, cellular component: mitochondrion. Bases 82 to 2604 code for a protein of 840 amino acids. The transcript has 23 exons. Gene Ontology annotation, biological process: mitochondrial tRNA 3'-end processing. NCBI's taxonomy places the organism in Eukaryota, Metazoa, Chordata, Mammalia, Artiodactyla, Delphinidae.